AUGAACUUAUUGGGCAACUUCUUGACCACGAUCAAACCCAGACUAGAUGACACAGUAAUCGACAGGCUGAAUUAUUAUUAUUCCACCUUGAUUAUUACCGUGAUGGCGAUUACUUUGACGGCCAGACAGUAUGUCGGACAGCCUUUGCAAUGCUGGGUUCCGGCUGAGGUGAGUGAGAGAUUUUAUGUUGAUUUCGGCAAUAUCUAUCAAGCCAAUUAUGAUUGUUUCAGUUUUCCAAAGCUUGGGAACAAUAUGCAGAAAAUUAUUGGUAAGGGGUUUUUGCAAAUCAGGCUUCUAAAAAGUAUUUUUAAUCAAUUUUAAUUUUAGCUUUGUAUAUAAUACAUAUUGGGUGAGUCCGGAAGAAGAUAUUCCGAACCAGGUCGACGAAAGGUCAGAAAUUCUAAUCUAGUGUCCUAAACAACUUAAAAUAACUUUUCAGAGUUCGGCGACAACUUCUUUACUAUCAAUGGGUACCUUUUAUCAUGGCCUUACAAGCUGGUUGUUUUUAUUUACCAGUCAUCUUCUAUAGCAAGGUGAAUAAGAGCUCGGGAGUUGAUGUGACUGAUAUUAUAAAAUCAUUGAAUGAUGUGGAUAAAGCGGAGGUAAACUCUUAUUUUCACAAGAAACGUUACGAAUUUAGAAGACAGAAAGAGCGAAGGCAGUAAAUGCAAUCACAGCAAUCAUCGAAGAGAGCCUCAGAUUAAUGUUUGUUCGACGACAAAACGCGGGGAAACAUUGGAGGGCAUCAAUGAAGUAUGGCCUUUUAUCCGGGACUUAUUUGACAAAGUAAGAUCGUCCAUUGCAAAAACCUACAAAGGUCCGCACCAAAAAUCCUGACCAUCACUGCCGAAUUUGAUAAAAAUCUAUGCAAGGCAUCCCUAAAAAUACAGUUUUAGUGUCUACACCACCACCAAAUUGUUGUACCUAGUCAAUCUGGUCGGCCAAUUCAUUAUGAUGAAUCAAUUCCUGGGCCAAGACAACCAUCUCUGGGGCUUUAAUAUUCUCCAUGACAUUACAAUGGGUCGAGAUUGGGAGCUUUCGGGGAACUUUCCUCGGGUCGCCCUCUGUGAUUUCACUGUCCGCACCUUGGCCAACGUCCAGAGAUUCAGCAUCCAAUGCGUGCUGAUGCUGAAUAUGUUCAACGAGAAGAUCUUCCUCUUCCUUUACUGGUGGUUGGUCUUUGUUUUCUUCCUCUCUUUGCACGACACUGCUCAAUGGCAAUUACUGUUGAGAUGGCCAAACCAUCGAACCCAAUAUGUGAAGCGAUUUAUUCGACCGGAAAUGGAAUUUAAAUUACUUUUGAGAGAGUUUUGUGAGAGGGUUGUCCAUCCGGAUGUUGUUUUUGUCCUGGAAAUGAUUAGUUUGCAGGCAAAUGAACUCUAUACUCAAGAGGUUAUACAAGCGUUGUGGAAGGAAUAUCAGUAAGUGCAAAUAGUCAUAUUCUACCGUAAUAUCAGUCUAUAAAAAUUACGAAUGAUAAUCUAUUUUUAGGACCAACGCCCAGCUCCAAGACAUUGUAACCAAACUGGACUUUCGCCGCAAGACCCUUUUACUGACUCAGCCCUCAAAAGCCUCGGAUUCUGGCCAUCUGAGUGAAGUUGAAGAAUCCGGAGAAGAAGCUGAGGAUGAGGGAGAAAACGAUGCAUCUUCUUCCAUCCAAUUUCAGUCGAAUUAG
Messenger RNA from Bursaphelenchus xylophilus (pine wood nematode), 1675 nucleotides. The record is from the annotation of a GenBank genome assembly. NCBI's taxonomy places the organism in Eukaryota, Metazoa, Nematoda, Chromadorea, Rhabditida, Aphelenchoididae.